This is a messenger RNA of Papilio xuthus (Asian swallowtail), 3148 nucleotides long. RefSeq names its product translation initiation factor 2 gamma subunit (gene Eif2g). Gene Ontology annotation, biological process: formation of translation preinitiation complex. The transcript is spliced from 10 exons. NCBI's taxonomy places the organism in Eukaryota, Metazoa, Arthropoda, Insecta, Lepidoptera, Papilionidae. The record is from RefSeq and is a predicted model, not a curated record. The coding region runs from base 178 to 3117 and encodes 979 amino acids. Gene Ontology annotation, molecular function: zinc ion binding; translation initiation factor activity; histone methyltransferase activity. Gene Ontology annotation, cellular component: cytosol; eukaryotic translation initiation factor 2 complex; nucleus.
UUAUGUCAAUUGUCAUGUCAAUGGUGAUGGUGUAAAUGUCUGAUGUCUAUGUGAGCCACGCCACAGAGAAUCUUGUGAAAAUACUUAUGUAGUUUUAAUAUCUUUAACUUGAAUUAAUUUACUUGAAAACAGUUAAACUUCUAAUUUCUAUAUUAGAAUUGAGUUUAAAAUUUGAAAAUGGCUUCAAAUGAGGGCCGAAGUGUACAGUCAAACUUGCAUCAGCAAGACCUAACCAAACUUGAUGUUACAAAGUUAUCAGCUUUAUCACCUGAAGUAAUAUCAAGACAAGCCACCAUCAACAUUGGUACUAUCGGUCAUGUAGCUCAUGGAAAAUCAACAGUGGUAAAGGCCAUAUCAGGCGUCCAAACUGUCAGAUUCAAAAACGAGCUUGAACGAAAUAUCACUAUUAAAUUGGAGCGCCUGUCGGAAUCUUAUAUAAGAGUGUACCGUGACAUGGCUGAGGAAAAGAGAGAAAAUUUAUUUUACGAAAGAAAAAGAAGAUCCCGGAAAAGAGUGAUGUCACCAGAACCUGAAAUGUUACCUCCAUCAAAGAAACAGAAGAAGAGUAAACAGAAAAAAGAUGAAUUUAUUAUUGAGAAAAUAAUUGGUUUCAAAUUUGAGUCCGGAAAUGAGUAUUUUCAUAUCAAAUGGAAGGGGUGGCCUGAUAGUGAAAAUACAUGGGAACCAAUUGACCACUUGGAUAACUGCCCAGCAAUAUUAAAGAGUUUUUUACUGCAAAAGGAGCUCAGAUAUUGUGAAAAUAUUGAAAAACUAAAGAAAGAAUUAUCAUUUGAUAAUUUAUUAAGCGAAGAAAACCUGCUGAAAAGGAUAGAUGAGGUUGAAGAUGAUUCAGUAUCAAACUUGAAACAGAGUUUAACAAUUAAAUUACUAGCUAUGAUAUUACUACAGGAACAUGAGGAAUGUCAUGCCACAGAGUUGGUUCAGAAUAGUCGAAACUUAUUACAACUGUAUGUAGCAGCAAGAAAACGAUGUCGUCAAAUGAUGGCACUUCAAGAAUGGGAGGAGCAUUUAAAUCAAGUCGAUGAUUGCAAGAGGUUAAGCGUAGAAAAUAAUGUAGACUUUGCUGGCCCACCGGAAAAUUUCACUUAUAUUAAUCAUUCCAUACCUGGUGUUGGAGUUGAUAUUCCUGAAAAUCCACCCAUUGGUUGUGAAUGCACAUCAUGUAACUGUAGAUCAAAAUCGUGUUGUGGCAUGCAAGGUGGUAUCUUUGCAUAUGCAUAUAAUAAAAGAUUACGUAUUGCCUCGGGCAUACCAAUUUAUGAAUGCAAUAAAGCAUGUAAAUGUUCAAUAGAAUGCACCAAUAGAGUAGUUCAAAGGGGAAGAAAUGUUAAAUUAACAAUUUUCCGAACAUCAAAUGGUUGCGGGUGGGGUGUACGGGCAGAACAGAAAAUAAAAAAUGGACAAUUUUUAUGUCAAUAUGUAGGUGAAGUUAUAACAUUUGAAGAAGCAGAAAAGAGAGGUAGAGAAUAUGAUGCUAAUGGUUUAACUUAUUUGUUUGACCUUGAUUUUAAUUCUGUUGAGAAUCCUUAUGUUGUUGAUGCAGCACAUUUAGGUAACGUGUCACAUUUUAUAAAUCAUUCUUGUGAUCCUAACUUGGGUGUUUGGGCGGUGUGGGCAGAUUGUUUAGAUCCCAACCUUCCUAUGUUAGCGCUGUUCGCAACACGUGAUAUUGAGCCAGGCGAGGAGGUAUGUUUUGAUUAUUUACAGAAAUCAUCGGAUUGUGAUGUGGCAGAUGUAAAUAAUUCAACAGAGGUAUCUGACAAUGUCAAUGGGUCUAUAAAUGGAGAUGUUGAUCGGGCAAGUCCAAAUACUGCAGAAGCAAGUAUGGGUAUAACACCUAGUUCUCCAUCUAAAUCGAGGUUUGAGAUUCAACAGCAAAGUAAUACGUCCCUUAAAAAUACAGAAUGUAAAUGUGGGUCACUAAAAUGUUAUGCUAAUGCGAAGAUCUACAAAUGCGAUAACCCGAAGUGCCCCCGACCGACUAGUUACAUAUCUGGGGGGUCGUCUAAGGAUGAUAACUUCCCAUGCCUGCGGCCCGCGUGCACCGGUCGCUUCCAGCUCGUGCGUCACGUCAGCUUCGUCGACUGUCCUGGUCACGACAUUCUUAUGGCAACUAUGCUUAACGGAGCCGCUGUUAUGGAUGCAGCGUUACUACUUAUCGCUGGUAACGAGUCGUGCCCCCAGCCUCAAACGAGCGAGCAUUUGGCCGCGAUAGAAAUCAUGAAGUUGAAACACAUCCUGAUCCUGCAGAAUAAGAUAGACUUGGUGAAAGAAGGGCAGGCGAAGGAGCAGCACGAACAGAUCGUCAAGUUCGUGCAGGGCACAGUGGCUGAAGGCUCGCCCAUUAUACCGAUAUCCGCCCAGCUCAAAUACAACAUUGAGGUUCUAUGUGAAUACAUAACAAAGAAAAUCCCAGUACCGUUGCGAGAUUUCACAUCGCCGCCGCGUAUGAUCGUGAUCCGGUCGUUCGACGUGAACAAGCCGGGCUGUGAGGUGGAGGACCUGCGCGGCGGAGUCGCCGGCGGCUCCAUACUGCAGGGCGUGCUCACUGUAGGAAUGGAGAUCGAGGUGCGGCCGGGCUUGGUGAGCAAGGACGCGGAGGGUCGUCUGACAUGCCAGCCGAUCUUCUCGCGCAUCGUGUCGCUGUUCGCGGAGCAGAACGAGCUGCAGUACGCGGUGCCGGGAGGACUCAUCGGCGUCGGUACUAAGAUCGAACCCACGCUCUGCCGAGCUGACAGACUCGUCGGACAGGUGCUGGGCGCGGUGGGCACUUUGCCUGGCAUCUUUGUGAAGCUGGAGGUGUCGUAUCACUUGCUGAAGCGAUUGCUGGGCGUGCGUACUGAAGGCGACAAGAAGGCUGCCAAGGUGCAGAAGCUUACUCGCCACGAGAUGUUGCUUGUAAACAUCGGCUCGCUGAGUACCGGCGGGCGAGUCAUCGCGACUAAGGCCGACUUGGCCAAGAUCGCCCUCAACAACCCCGUCUGCACUGAAAUAGGAGAAAAGGUCGCUCUCAGCAGACGAGUGGAGAACCAUUGGCGGUUAAUUGGCUGGGGACAAAUCCAAGGAGGAGAAACUAUCGACCCCGUGAAGAACUGAAGCUGUUUAUAGAUCCUUUUAUAUAUUUAUC